GGUGCGUUGUUCAGCAUGCCGCCCGUGUAGCGGUCCGCCCGCCGGCUCUGACCCGCGGUAUGGCGCUGGAGGGCACCAAGUUCGCUGAGGGCGAGAAGGCCAUUGAGGACCUGUACUUCACGAAAGAGGACCAGCGCCUCAUGGCUAAGCUUUUGGCCAAGGUUAAGACGCAGUCGGACAUUGCUGAUAAGCACGCCGCGGAGGGUGUGAAGGCCGCCGAGAUGUCGGCACUUAAGCAGAUUCUGCCAAAGGACACGCCGAAGGAGGUUGUUGACAAGCUCCUCAAGUGGAAGCACACCCACUAUUAAACUAUUAUUACGGCCUGCAAGCCGCGGGGACUAGCGGGGUUGGGGAUGGCAUUCCUGUUUCGGACUUCGGCGAAGCGGGACAUGAAGUGGUCUACCAUCAUGCGCAGAUUCUGUGGCAGGCGGACUCGUGUAGGGAGCAUAUGCAACCGUUGUUGGCGCCGCAACCCCGAAGGGUGUUACCGGGGUGUGUGUGGUUUUUCGCCUCCGGGGAAACGUAUGUGCUAGGAAGGAGCAGCAGCGGACCAUGGUGAUGAAGG
Molecule: messenger RNA, 565 nt
Organism: Astrephomene gubernaculifera
Lineage: Eukaryota; Viridiplantae; Chlorophyta; Chlorophyceae; Chlamydomonadales; Astrephomenaceae
Source: the annotation of a GenBank genome assembly